Molecule: messenger RNA, 222 nt
Organism: Gongylonema pulchrum
Lineage: Eukaryota; Metazoa; Nematoda; Chromadorea; Rhabditida; Gongylonematidae
Source: the annotation of a GenBank genome assembly
AUGGUGCUAACGGCGGUGCUGUCGAUGAUUCGCUAUAUUGGCGACAUCGAUGACCGGGACUUCGUGGAUCGCCUGCACAGCUAUUUCACUACCAACAUACUCAUCGCCUUCUCGAUACUGGUCAGCUUCAAGGUUCGUCGUUUUUCUGAGGCAGUGCUUCUUCUGGCGGAUCGCUUCCACUGGAGAAUUAUAUAUAGGCUUCUGCGCCCUAUGAACACUUAG